Molecule: messenger RNA, 2532 nt
Organism: Syngnathoides biaculeatus (alligator pipefish)
Lineage: Eukaryota; Metazoa; Chordata; Actinopteri; Syngnathiformes; Syngnathidae
Product: gastrula zinc finger protein XlCGF17.1-like
Exons: 4
Coding region: 1-1137 (378 amino acids)
Biological process (GO): regulation of transcription by RNA polymerase II
Molecular function (GO): DNA-binding transcription factor activity; RNA polymerase II cis-regulatory region sequence-specific DNA binding
Source: RefSeq, a predicted model, not a curated record
AUGCAGAGUCUGUCAAAAACAGAGAAGGAAUUUGUCUCCGGAGCAGUAGUGAGCAGACUGAACACAAAGGAAGGAAACGAAACAAAAAUCAAGGUGAAAGAAGAAGAAUCCGAUGAGGAGCUUUGUGCGACGAAAGAUGAGAAGAAGCGACAACGCCAACAACUGAACAGAACGGACGUCAGUGAAGAAGAUCUUCGUCCCGAGAAGCGGGAGCCAGAGACGCCGCUCAUCAAAGACGAAGAGCAGGAAGAUGACAUUAGCAAGUUUCCACUGACUGGCGUCACUUUGAAAAGUGAAGAAGAAGACGGAGCCCAAGCGCACGACCUCUCGGCUCCGCUCUCCGAUAGCGACGACGUGACGUCACACUCUUCCAAUGGUGGCGAGCGCGAUGAUGAUGAACAACAACAACACUCCAAAGGUGAUGAGACAUUUCCCACCGACAACAGAUGUGUCAAAUGUCCUCACUGUGGCAAAACGUUUGACAACAAGUUGCUGUUGGACGCGCACACAAGGACACACACUGGAGACAAAACUUUUUGCUGCUCAGUUUGUGGGAAAAGGUUCAUUCAGAAGGGAGACUUGACAAGACACGCGAGGACACACACGGGUGAAAAACCUUUUGCCUGCUUAGUUUGCGGUAAAAGAUUCUCUUCCACCAAAUACUUAAAAUUGCACACGAGAACGCACACGGGAGAAAAGCCUUACACCUGCUCAGUUUGCGGCAAAAGAUUCUCAACAAAUACGCAUUUAACACGACACGCCAAGACACACACUGGAGAUAAACCCUUUGCCUGCUCCACAUGUGGGAGAAGAUUCACCCAGAAAGUCGACUUAACAAGACACACGAGAACGCACACCGGUGAGAAACCCUUUCCCUGCUCUGUUUGCGGGAAAAGAUUCACAAUGAAGAAAAAUCUAACAAUACACACCAGAAUACACACGGGGGAGAAACCUUUUGCCUGCUCAAUUUGCGGGAAGAUCUUUACUCAAAAGCCAAAUUUAAAGACGCACACGAGAACGCACGCCGGAGAGAAACCCUACAGCUGCGGAUGCUGCGAUAAAAGCUUUUUCCAGAAGCACCACCUUGAACGGCACAAGUGCGCCGGCGGGAAGAGCGCCGGUAAAUAUGCGGAAUAAACUCAAGAAGCAGAGGAUGCCUUGGGAAUCAUUGACUCCUUUGUCCUUUCCCCAAAUCGCUCUAUAGGAUAUAGUUGACGUAAUUCAUACGCGAAAGUUGACGAUCAUGUUUUGGAAUGAAGAAAAAUGGAAAGUGGGCGCGGUUGACGUGGGUGGGACCAAAACCUUGCCAGGCACAGGAAGUGCAAGACAAGGAAAUGACUCAACCUGGUUUUCAGUCUUCUUUUGUUUAAUUUGUCUGUACAUGCGCAAAUAAACAUUUGCAAUCCAUCCAUCCAUUUUCUUAGCCGCUUAUCCUCACGAGGGUCGCGGGGAGAGCUGGGGCCUCCCCCAACUAUCAACGGGCAGGAGGCAGGGUACAUCCUGGACUGGUUGCCGGACAAACAGCCGCACUCACAAUCACACCUAUGGGCAAUUUAGAGUGUCCGAUUAAACAUUUGCAAUGUAAGCUCGCAAUUUUUUUCUUUUUAUUCGGUCAUGAAAACUAUUUACAGAUAGCAAAUACUGGCUGUAUUUAAAACGUCAACAAGAGCUGUCCACGAAGUCACAUGUUCGUUAUUUAUUUAUUGGGUCUUUAAAAGGUAAAAAUAUUUGCAAUGUUCACCUGGCUGCGGACAGCAGACAAGAAGAAUGAAAAAUAAAAGCAAAGUAGCAUACGUACACUAUACAUACAUAGAAUAACAAUAAUAGAACACGAUGAAUGAAGGAUCCAUUAAAGGUAAGUGGGAGGGGCUGGAGAACUCGCAUUAAAAAAAAAAAAAAAAAGAGAAUGCUCAGUUACUGGAAAAUUUUGAUAAAGAAUUGUCCAUCUCAUACACGUUAGCUUUAAGUCACUGUGAUGGCUUUGAAUUUGGGAGUUAUUUGAACCUUGCCACUUCUUCGUCCACUUUCUGUCUUCAAAUCAACUUUUAUUUUACUCCAUAUUGCACUGAACGACUUGUAAAUGUGUUUUUUUUUUUUUUUUGCUUCACUUUCAGGAAAUAUGGGGUUGUUGUUUUUUUUUUUUAAAUCGCAAAUCUUUGUUGUGCACUGUGGCCCUCAAAUGUUGUUGCCAUGACAGCAAAAAGUUUUUAUGUGGGACGCUGACGACUAAAGAUGUCGUCGUGAUGUCUUUAUUAAUCUCCUCAUCACGGCAUUAAAUCGCAUCCUGUUGACUUUAAAUUGUGACGAUUUCAUUUCACGUCUCAGCUUUAGGCGACCCGAAUACGGUAACGUAACAUACAAAUUAUUAGUAGGUACAUUAGCAAAAUUUUCAAAUCAUUUUGAUAUGCAAAUGCUUGAAAUAAACUUUCCACUGACACCAAAAUCAGUGUGAUAGGCUACGAAUUAACUUAUAAAGCUUAUAAAUUUGGAAUUGAGUAACGUCUCUUGUUUUCCAUUAGAAACAACAGGAGA